AUGGUAGGCGUUGACAAUCUGCUUCAAGCUGUCUCUUUAGCCAUCCUCUAUGCACCGACCACCUCGGCAUCCCCCUUUCCAGGAAGUGUCAAGUACACCACUCACCACGUUCGCGAAGUUGGCAAAGGUGUCCGAAUCGAGACUUUUCAUCCUCCAUCAACAUACGAAACGUUCGGAACAGGUAUUGACCACCCACUUGUCGAGCGUGACAAUCCCGACCUGGAGGAGUCCGCCAUUGCAUUUGUGGGCUCUAGACUCGGUGUUUCCAAAAGCGCUAUCACAUUCAAGUCGGGCUUCACUGGGGAGACUACGAGACGUGCUUUCGUCAAACAAACUCACGAUGGAGUUCCAUUCGCGAACGCCGUUGCAAACAUCGCGUUCAACCGCGAAAACAGGGUUGUUGCAUUCGGGACCUCCUUCGUGAAACCCACUAGAGUCUCUUCGUCGCAGCCUAGUAUCCCCAUUGGCGAUGCCAUAGCCAAAGCGGAAGAACUCAUCGAUGGAAAAUACAACGGUCAUCCACCCUCCAUUGAAUUCCUCGCCCUUCCGGAUGGUUCGGCAGUGCUCACGCACGUAAUCCAGAUACAGAACGAUAAAACCGGCACAUGGGUUGAGGCAUUCAUUGACGCCCAUACGGGCCAACUCCGUUCGGUUACCGACUUCGUAAACAAAUUCUCGUACCUGGUUUUGCCCAUUGCUAUUGAGGUACCUACAGAGGGCUUCCAGGUCCUCCUCGAUCCGCAAGAUACAGUAGCCUCGCCCCUUGGAUGGCACAGCGACGGUACCACCUCGACCACGGCAACGGCGGGUAACAAUGUCAUCGCGUCGAAAGGCGCACCCACCCCUCAGACCCCUCCUACUUCACCAGGCAACGUAAACGCUGCGGUAGUUAAUGCUUUCUACGUGGUCAACACUGUCCACGAUUUUUCAUACCGAUAUGGCUUUACAGAGUCCGCCUUCAACUUCCAAACCAAUAAUUUCGGGAAUGGAGGUCGAGAAAACGACCGUGUUGUUGUUUCUGUCCAGAGUGCCGCCGGGAACAAUAACGCUGACUUCGCCACACCACCCGACGCCUUGGAGAACGACAUCCUAGUGCACGAAAACACCCACGGGAUAACUAACCGGAUGACUGGCGGAGGGACAGGCAGGUGUUUGCAGACCACCGAGGCUGGUGGUAUGGGCGAAGGCUGGAGUGAUGCCAUGGCCGAAUGGACGGAACACAAAUCCGCCGACGUCCCCGACUAUGUUAUGGGCCAGUUCGUUACCAACACCACAGCUGGUAUUCGUACUCACCCCUACUCAACUUCGCCAACUGUCAACCCCUUACGGUAUUCAUCCAUCGCAACCCUUAGCGAAGUUCAUGACAUCGGCGAGGUAUGGGCAAACAUGCUCCAUAACGUUUAUUCUGCCCUUGUGGGGGCACAUGGCUUCUCCACCACGGCACGUACAAAUCCGGGUGGAACCGAGGGGAACAUUGUAUUCCUACAUCUAUUCAUAGACGCUUUGGCCUUGCAGCCGUGCAAUCCAACACUACCUGCUGCAAGAGAUGCCUGGAUCCAGGCUGAUGCAAACAGAUAUGGGGGCGCUAACGUAUGCAUCCUGUGGCAAGCAUUUGCUAGUCGUGGUCUGGGUGUUGGUGCGGCCGGCCACAGAGAUUCAACCACUGUCCCCGAUGGGUGCUAA
Pleurotus ostreatus (oyster mushroom) is the source of this 1683-nucleotide messenger RNA. RefSeq lists its product as uncharacterized. NCBI's taxonomy places the organism in Eukaryota, Fungi, Basidiomycota, Agaricomycetes, Agaricales, Pleurotaceae. The transcript is spliced from 15 exons. Gene Ontology annotation, molecular function: zinc ion binding; metalloendopeptidase activity. The record is from RefSeq and is a predicted model, not a curated record. The coding region runs from base 1 to 1683 and encodes 560 amino acids.